Branchiostoma belcheri (Belcher's lancelet) is the source of this 2130-nucleotide messenger RNA. RefSeq names its product kelch-like protein 3. The coding region runs from base 282 to 2060 and encodes 592 amino acids. NCBI's taxonomy places the organism in Eukaryota, Metazoa, Chordata, Leptocardii, Amphioxiformes, Branchiostomatidae. The transcript has 2 exons. The record is from RefSeq and is a predicted model, not a curated record. Gene Ontology annotation, molecular function: protein binding.
CUAAAAUAUGUCUUCACCUCAUAUCAACUCAUAGUUUGGGGAUAAUUACUGGUUCAACCAGUUCAUACCGACGACGCGUCGACUAGAAUCCGAACUUCAGAGGUGUUUCUAUGAAUGGAUGUGGCAAGUCUUUAUGUACAUUUUGUAUUCAACAUCCAAAUCACUUAAAACACUCAAGUCAAGGUAAAGUCAGGUCAAGGAGAGUUUUCAAAGUUACGGCCAAGGGUAUCUAAUUCACGAUUACAAGGAGACUAAACACAGACCACGGCUGAGACAACAACAUGGCCGACAUCGACCUGUCCUCCGUUCGAACCCCAGCUCUUGUACGGAACCUGAACGACAUGCGAUCAUCAGGAUGCUUGACUGACGUCAUACUCCAUGUUGAUGGUAUGUCGUUCCCUGCCCAUCGAAACGUCCUAGCGGCAGCCAGCCCGUACUUUAUGGCCAUGUUCACCAAAGGGCUCAAAGAAGCCCGGAAGAAAGAAGUUCCCAUCUACGGUGUUAGCAAGGAAACCAUGGCUCACGUUUUAGACUUCAUUUAUACCGGGAAAGUUUCACUCAGAAGUGACAGUUACAAAACAGUACAAGAUCUUGUCCAAGCUUCGGACCUACUCCAGAUUGUUGACCUUCACCGUGUAUGUGAAGAGUGGCUCGUCAAGCGGGUCGUCCCGGCAAACUGUAUCUCUCUGUACCUCCUCGCGCGCACCUACAACUGCACGGAGUUAGCUCAAGCCGCCCAGUGGACGCUUGUUUCCGAUUUCUCCGACGUCAGCAAGGGGAGCGAAUUCCUUAAUCUAGAGCUGUCCCAGGUAAUAGAACUGGUAUCAGACGAAUCUUUAGUUGUACAUGAGGGCGCGGGCAUUUUCGAUGCCUUGGAGAGAUGGGCAAAGCACAAUGGCACAGACGGAGACGGUGUCGGCGAACUCAUUAAGUCUGUGAGGUACCACCACGCCCUGGAGCUUAUGUGCUCACGACAGAAGGUGUCAGGGAACCAGGUGCUCAGAGAUAUUGCAACUGCUACAGAAGUGUACAAGACAGCUGCCCAGGUGCAGGUAGCCCUGACGAAUGCAGUGAGGAAUCCACAGUCGCUUGGACUCAUCUCAAGAUUACCAUUCGGUACGAGGAGGCCCGACAUAAUUGUCUCUGCGUGUAAAAGUCGCAUUUGUGACGGUCUGCAAUUAUACGAAGCCCAUACUAAGACCAAGUAUCGCCUUCCCACGCCCUACCUCGCCACUGAAGUCAGCAUCAUCGUGUCACAGGACAACAAACUGUAUGUAGCCGGUGGAGUUCUGAAGGAUUCGACUGUGAAGGAUUUGGGUACGAACGUUAAGGUCAGGGCCUCUGCGAACUUUUAUGUCUAUGACAGUCUUCACAACAGAUGGUGGGAAAAGGCGCCAAUGCAUGUUACCAGGUUUGAUUUUGCACUAGCUAGCGGUGGCAAACAUGUGUACGCUAUUGGCGGCAAGUCCUCUCCAGGCGGCCAAGCGUUGGCUGAUGUCGAAAUGUACGACCCCGAGAAAAACACUUGGCAUAUGACGGCACAGCUUCCCUGUGGCCUGAAUGGUCACCACGCUGUUACAAUAGACCUCGACAUUUACGUCCUGUGUGGUUUCGACAGCCCGAGAGGCAAAGAUGUGUUCUGCUACCAAACGUUGACGAACACGUGGACCAACGUUGCACCAAUGCCUGCUGUAAAGAAAAUCCACGGCGCGGCAGCUGUAGGUGGCAAGAUUUACACGGUACUAUCGUCCUGGAAGAAUUCAUCUUGGACGCCGACAACCAUGGCGAUGUACAACCCCAAAACGGACAAGUGGGAGGAGGAUGAACAUUUCUUUCCAGAGGAGGUAGAAGUGGCGGUGGGACCGGCGGCUGUGGAGGACAGGCUGUAUCUGUGCUGUACGGGAGGCUUGUACGUUUUGCAGCCGACAGGCUUCCCGUGCCCGCUGGACCAGUGGCGUCUGCACGACAAGAACAUUCUCCCGCCUCCGGGACAAGCAAGCUUCCACGUCAGGGCAGGAUGCGCUCACAUCGAUGUCGAUGGGUUAGACGUUAUCGCUUAGUGACGGAAUUAGCUCACAAAAGUGCAAGUGCAAGCGAUUAUAUCUCUGACAAUUAAAGACCUGAAGCACC